This is a messenger RNA of Lacerta agilis (Sand lizard), 2438 nucleotides long. RefSeq names its product oocyte zinc finger protein XlCOF6-like. Gene Ontology annotation, biological process: regulation of DNA-templated transcription. Lineage: Eukaryota; Metazoa; Chordata; Lepidosauria; Squamata; Lacertidae. The record is from RefSeq and is a predicted model, not a curated record. The transcript has 3 exons. Bases 59 to 2248 code for a protein of 729 amino acids. Gene Ontology annotation, molecular function: DNA-binding transcription factor activity, RNA polymerase II-specific; RNA polymerase II cis-regulatory region sequence-specific DNA binding.
AGGAAAAAGAGAAAACAAAUAGGAUUUCCUCCCACCACCACCCAGUCGAAAGCAGACAAUGGAGAAGGCAGUCAGAAUUCUGGGGGUCCAUUUCAAUGGGAAUAAUGAAGAAGCCAUUAAAAAACCAUUUAAAUGUAUGGAGUGUGGAAAGAGCUUCACUACUAGUAGAACACUAAGACUACAUCAACGGACACACAUGGGGGAGAAACCAUUUAAAUGUAUGGAGUGUGGAAAGAGCUAUAGUCAGAGUGGACACCUUACAAUUCAUCAACGGACUCACAUGGGGGAGAAACCAUUUAAAUGCAUGGAGUGUGGAAAGAGCUUCACUGAGAGUGGAACACUUAGAAUUCAUCAACGGACUCACACAGGGGAGAAACCAUUUAAAUGCAUGGAGUGUGGAAAGAGCUUCACUGAUAGUGGAAACCUUAGAAUUCAUCAACGGACUCACACAGGGGAGAAACCAUUUAAAUGCAUGGAAUGUGGAAAGAGCUUCAGUCAGAGUGGACACCUUACAAUCCAUCAACGGAGUCACACAGGAGAGAAACCAUUUAAAUGCAUGGAGUGUGGAAAGAGCUACAGUCAGAGUGGACACCUUAGAAUUCAUCAACGGACACACACACGGGAGAAACCAUUUAAAUGCAUGGAGUGUGGAAAGAGCUUCACUGAUAGUGGAAACCUUAGAAUUCAUCAACGGACACACAUGGGGGAGAAACCAUUUAAAUGUAUGGAGUGUGGAAAGAGCUAUAGUCAGAGUGGACACCUUACAAUCCAUCAACGGAGUCACACAGGAGAGAAACCAUUUAAAUGCAUGGAGUGUGGAAAGAGCUACAGUCAGAGUGGACACCUUAGAAUUCAUCAACGGACACACACACGGGAGAAACCAUUUAAAUGCAUGGAGUGUGGAAAGGGCUUCACUGAUAGUGGAGCACUUAGAAUUCAUCAACGGACUCACAUGGGGGAAAAACCAUUUAAAUGUAUGGAGUGUGGAAAGAGCUACAGUCAGAGUGGACACCUUAGAAUUCAUCAACGGACACACACAGGGGAGAAACCAUUUAAAUGCAUGGAAUGUGGAAAGGGCUUCACUGAGAGUGGAAAUCUUAGAAAACAUCAACGGACUCACACAGGUGAGAAACCAUUUAAAUGUAUGGAGUGUGGGAAGAGCUUCACUGAGAGUGGAGCACUUAGAAAACACAAACGGACUCACACAGGUGAGAAACCAUUUAAAUGUAUGGAGUGUGGGAAGAGCUUCACUGAGAGUGGAGCACUUAGAAAACACCAACGGACUCACACAGGUCAUCAACCAUUUAAAUGUAUGGAGUGUGGAAGGAGCUUCAAUACAAGAGGAGUUCUUACAAAACACGAACAAACUCAUGCAGGGGAGAAACCAUAUAAAUGUUUGGAGUGUGGAAAGAGUUUCAAGCGCAAGACGCACGUCACAGACCAUCAGAGGACCCACACGGGAGAAAAACCGUUUUCGUGCUCAGAGUGCGGGAAGAGCUUCAGUCAUAGCACCGGCCUUACUUAUCACCGAAGAACCCACACGGGCGAGAAACCGUACAAAUGCUCGGAGUGCGGGAAGAACUUCAAUUGCAGCCAAACCCUCGCUUUGCACCACAGAAUCCACACAGGGGAGAAACCGUACAAAUGCCCCGAGUGCGGGAAGAGCUUCAGCCAGAAGAUACACGUGAUAAACCAUCAAAGAACCCACACGGGCGAGAAACCGUUUACGUGCUCUGAGUGCGGAAAGAGCUUCACCUACAGCACCGGUCUUACCCACCAUCAAAGAACCCACACAGGAGAGAGGCCCUAUAAGUGCUCCGAGUGUGGGAAAAGCUUCAGUUGCAGCCAAACCCUCGCUAUACACCUCAGGAUCCACACCGGAGAGAAACCCUACAAAUGCCCAGAGUGUGGGAAGAGCUUCAGCCAGAAGAUUCACGUUACGAGCCACCAAAGAACCCACACGGGAGAGAAGCCAUACGAAUGUUCCCAGUGUGGCAAGAGCUUCAGUCAGUGGACAACCCUUACUAGACACGAAAGAAUACACACAGGGGAGAAACCAUACAAAUGCUCAGAGUGUGAAAGGACCUUCAGUCACAGCAAUAGCCUUACUUACCAUCAGAGAACCCACAACGAAGUGAAGCCGUCCGUUGCUGUGGUUGAUUUUGCCUCUGGCCGCAUGACACCCCUGCCAGAAGGCUGCCCUGGAGGGGAUAUGACCCUCUGGCUGGAAAACAUGUCCCACCCCUGAUGCAAAUGCUCCAAAACGUGUGGAAAGAUCUCCACUCAAGAGCACCAGUUUCUUGUACCAUAGAAUCCACUGAAGUGUAGAAGCCGUUUGAAAACCAGGUGGAAAUGGUUCUUUCCCAAAGUGAAGAAUUCACUGCAGAAGGAUGCUUUGGAUCCUAGAACAUAGCUGUCAACUUUUCCCUUUUCUUGCG